Molecule: messenger RNA, 6780 nt
Organism: Pungitius pungitius (ninespine stickleback)
Lineage: Eukaryota; Metazoa; Chordata; Actinopteri; Perciformes; Gasterosteidae
Product: discs large homolog 1-like protein
Exons: 21
Coding region: 1025-3415 (796 amino acids)
Biological process (GO): establishment or maintenance of epithelial cell apical/basal polarity; chemical synaptic transmission; postsynaptic neurotransmitter receptor diffusion trapping
Cellular component (GO): postsynaptic density membrane; neuron projection; basolateral plasma membrane
Molecular function (GO): kinase binding
Source: RefSeq, a predicted model, not a curated record
AGAGGGAGAAGCGUCAGGUUGCAGCUCCAAUAAAAGACUGGAAAAGACAAUUUGCUGAAAGACAAGCAGAAGGGGAGAGCAAGAGAGUGGGUGUGGGGUAGGUAUAAAAAGAGAGCAAGGGAAAGGGAAAGGGAGACUGAACAAUGUACUGUACUGAAGAGAGAGCGAGACUUGGAGCGACAUCACAGAUGUAGGCGGGAGAAACAGAAGAGUUGCAGUGCGAUUCCUCCAACCAUCCUCCUACUUCAGAUGCUCUCCUCCUCGCCUGCAUCCGUCCACAUCCCUCCUAUCGUCCAUCCAUCCAGCCACCCAACCCUCCCUCCCGUCUUCCCUCCAUAUUUAAUGGGAGCACAGUCAGUGACAGGGGGGAGAUUGACUGGUCAUCUCCUAGGGCAAGAGCGGAGGAGGCAGGGAGGGAGGAAGAGGUGGGGUGGAGAAAGACAGAGAGAAAGAGUGAACCCCCUUCAAUAAUCAAUCCUCAUAUCCUGUCGUGGCCUGGCUCCCCCUCUAUCGGUCUACACUCCAGAAGAGAGGAAAGGAAGGAGGAGAGGAGAUUUUGGACUACCAGAGAUGUGGAUGUUGGACAUUUGCCCUGGCUAUGAGAACGCAGGAGGAUGGAAAAACGGACGCACAACAAACAAAGUGCUGCAGAUGGAUUGACGAUGUACAAAGACCUUGACCAAAGAGGACUCUGUCUACCUGCCCUGCACUUUCUACCUCCUCCUCCAUCCCCCCCUAAUCUCUUCAUCUGCCAGCUGCUCACUCAUUCCCGGGGGAGCCAAAGAAGAGGAAAGGGAAGAUAAAGAGAAGUGAAAAUGGAGAUGAGGAUGAAUAUAGCAACUUAUUCUUCAGCACAAACUGGUGACAGAAAAUAACGUGUGGAGUGCUGGACUUCAUUUUAACAGCAGACCUUAAGAGUUUCAGAGGCAGAAGAAGCCAGCCAAGCGACAGGGGUGAAUGAAAUGAAGCGCGACAUCAGGACGUAUUUCUUGUGGGUCUAAGGGAACCGCAGACAGCAGACACCAUGAACUAUAUUUUCGGCAACAACACCUUGUAUCCCCGCAGCGCCAGGGUGGGCGGGGGUCAAGGGGCUGGUCACGGAGUCAAACAUAAGCUGGGGGCCAAGCGGGGCUCCUCGGAGGAGAUCCCACACCCCCACACCUCCUCCCCGUCCACCUCCUCUCCCGCCUCCUCCUCCCCCUCCACCUCCUCCUCCCGUUGGCAGCAGCUCCUCACGUUCUUCUCCAAGAGGAGCGCCUUCACCGACUGUAUUGCUGCUGGCCAGGCCAACCCCCCUCCAGUGGUGGUCAACACCGACAGUGUCGACACCCCCCCAUACGUCAAUGGAACAGAAGCAGACUAUGAAUAUGAAGAAAUCACGCUGGAACGGGGCAACUCGGGUCUGGGGUUCAGUAUUGCGGGAGGGACUGAUAACCCUCACAUUGGAGAAGAUCCCUCUAUCUUCAUCACCAAGAUAAUACCUGGGGGGGCCGCUGCCCAGAACGGACGACUCAGGGUGAAUGACUGCAUAGUGCGGGUGAAUGAGACGGACGUCAGGGACGUGACCCACAGCGGAGCGGUGGAGGCGCUGAAGGACGCCGGAGGUCUGGUACGACUAUGCAUAAGACGCAGAAAGAGCCUAACAGAGAGGAUCUUGGAUAUCAAACUAGUCAAAGGACCCAAAGGUUUAGGAUUCAGUAUCGCAGGUGGACUUGGAAACCAACAUGUCCCGGGCGACAAUGGUAUAUAUGUGACUAAGAUCAUCGAGGGAGGGGCUGCACACAAAGAUGGACGGCUACAGAUAGGGGACAAACUUAUGGCUGUAAAUGCCUCAUGUUUGGAGGAGGUGACUCAUGAAGAUGCAGUGGCUGCCCUAAAGUCCACUCCUGACGUCGUUUACCUCCGCGUGGCCAAACACACCUCCGUUUUAAUCAAUGACAACUUCCCUCCGCCCGACGUCACUAAUUCUUACUCCCCACAUCAAGACAACCAUAUAAGCCCAUACAUGAGUGGCAGCCAGUCUGUAAGUCCCGCCCCAUUGACCACGCCCAGAUACUCUCCUCUGCCGAGGGCCUUGACCGGAGACGACGAUGUCAACAGGGACCCAAGGCGGGUGGUGCUCCAGCGAGGGUCCACGGGUCUCGGUUUUAACAUUGUUGGAGGCGAAGAUGGAGAAGGAAUCUUCAUCUCCUUCAUCCUCGCCGGAGGUCCAGCGGAUCUCUGUGGGGAGCUACAAAAGGGAGACCGCAUCCUGUCGGUGAAUGGCGUGGACCUGUCCAGUGCGACACAUGAACAGGCAGCUGCAGCUCUGAAGAAUGCAGGACAGACCGUUACCAUUGUAGCGCAGUACAGACCAGAGGAGUACAGUCGUUUCGAGGCAAAGAUCCAUGACUUGAGGGAACAGAUGAUGACCAGCAGUGUCAGCUCCAGCUCGACGUCACUCCGCUCCACACAGAAACGCACACUAUACGUCAGAGCAUUGUUUGACUACGACGGAAGUGCGUCAGAUCUGAGCACGCCCAAUCAGGUCCUGCCAUUCCAUUUCGGGGAUGUCCUCCACGUGAGCAGCGCUGGCGAAGAGGAGUGGUGGCCCGCCCGUCACCUCAGCCCGCCGCCUCCCAACUGUCCCGAAGUCGGAGUCAUUCCCAGUCGCAGGAGGGCAGAGAAAAAGGAGAGGUCAAGGUUAAAGACGGUCAGAGUGACAAGGUCUCAAGACAAAUCGGAUCAGGAUGAUAAAGAGCUGGUAACCUCUGGCACCAGCGAUAGUGAGAGUAGUUGCUCUGGGCAGGAGGAGAUCUUUCUCACCUACCAACCUGUGAUGCAGCAAGAGGUUAAUUACACGCGGCCAGUCAUCAUUCUUGGACCAAUGAAAGAUCGGAUCAACGAUGACCUCAUUUCUGAGUUUCCGGACAAGUUUGGCUCCUGCGUCCCACACACAACACGGCCGCGGCGAGAUUACGAAGUGGACGGCAGGGAUUACCACUUCAUGUCCUCCAGGGAGCUCAUGGAGCAGGAGAUCCAGGAACACAAGUUCAUAGAGGCCGGACAGUACAACAACCACCUGUAUGGAACCAGCAUACAGUCAGUGAAGGAAGUUGCUGACAAGGGUAAGCACUGUAUACUGGAUGUAUCAGGGAAUGCAAUCAAGCGUCUCCAGUUGGCAGGCCUCCAUCCCAUCGCUGUCUUCAUUAGACCGCGCAAUGUCGACAACAUACUAGAGAUGAACAAGCGUCUCACUGAGGAGCAGGCGAGGAAGACCUUCGACAGAGCCGUCAAACUGGAGCAGGAGUUCACAGAGUUCUUCAGCGCUAUUGUCCAUGGCUCGACUCUAGAGGAAGUGUAUUCGCAGGUGAAGCAGAUUAUUGAGGAGCAGUCUGGUCCUUACAUCUGGGUGCCCACCAAGGAGCGACUUUAAAGAAACACAAACAUACCACACAAUCACAUUCACCACUCCUCUACUUUUCUUAUGUUGUCUUUCUCAAUCUCUCUCUCUCUCUCUCUUGCCCUCUCUCUCUUUCUCUCUCUCUCUCGCCCUCUCUCUUCCUAUCCCUCUUUCUUGUGAACACACAUUACUGCAAACACACACACACACACAAAGACACACAAAAAUGAUUAACACAAGCACAUGAAGUCGGAUGAGGCUGGGACUAUCUGGGACUGCUACUUCCUGAAAGUGGGCGGGGCAAGUGUCUGUCCAGCAGCCUAUUGGUGGAUCUUCCUACUGCUCAGUUCCUUAAUGUUUAAGGAGGAGGUUCAAAUCAAGGCGACGUGUACCAUUAUCGGAUUUGAUUUAAUUAUUGUUCUUCUUAUUGUUGUUGUCGUUGUUGUUUUCAUAUUAACAAAGGGUAAUGCAUUCAUGUAUGGGUUUGUAAUGAUAAUAUUGUCACCAAGAGGCAGACUUUUGCACGCUGUAGCUUUAAGAGCAUGUUUUUGGGACAAAAUGUUGAUCUUCUUCCCGGUCUGUCUGUCUUUCCUCAUGGCAUUGCUCUUGUUUAGUCUUUUUCUAUCUCUUUCACGUCCCACCCUUCAGACUAAAUACUUGAGGAAUUACUUGAAACCUAAAUAACGUGCCCAAUCAUUUGGGUAUCAACAGACAAAAUGACAUUAUAGUACAAUAGAACUGUUUAGGGACGUAGCAAGAAAAUAACUAUAAUAACACAUUUUAUAAAAAUGUUAGAUUUCUACCAUCGAGAUCCAUGUUGAUAUUUCCAGUGACAAGCAGGAAUUCUCAAUCAAAAGUAGAAAAGUAAAUUAAACAGCUGUAAAAUAGACAGUGAAUCGACCCUCCUAAUGUUUUCAGAGUCCAUUCAGAGCCCUGAGCCCUUAUUUUUCAAAAAUGAUAGCUAAAAGGAUAUCCUAGGACACAUUUAUCAAUGUGUUAUUUACAGCAAAGGGGAGGAGUAAUGUUUUAGAGUCGCUUUCAUGUAAUCAGAUGAUUAAUUAGAAGAAUUUACCAAACAUCUACCAUGUUCAGUUUUACUCAGUUAUGUGAUUCUACUGUUUAAAGUACAUCUUGUUUGUGUAAAAUCCCAUACCUUCUGUACAAACUAAUGUAAAAAGCAAAACAUCUAACAUCUAAUAUAUUUAUAAUACAUUAAUAUGCAAAUAUGGAUGGAUAAAGGGCUGGAAUAGAAACAAAGGGAGGACUGAAGUGGAGCAUAAGUGAAACUAGAGCAGGAAAUACAUUCUGCCUCUGGCAGAAGAGAUACAGCAGAGAAAACAAACAAUGAGAUGUAGAUUAGCGCCACACCGAUAACAAAUAAUGAAGAUGCAUGGAAAGUGAUGCGAACGGAAUAAGUGUUAUGUCCCUGUUUGCACCUUGAUAAAUACAGACGAAUGGAAAAAGGCAAAAAGUACCUUACUCCGAAUGAGACAUAUUGCUUGUCCAACAUUUCAUUUUUAGCAGUUUGAAAAGUAGGGGCCCAGGUCCUCUGUUUACGAAACGUAUAUAUCGACCAUGUCAUCUUCAAACGAGGGCUUCUCUGCCUCCCCUCGUCCUCCCCUCUGUCCAAUGCCUUCAGCCCCCCCCCCCCCCCCCCUCCACCACCACCCUCUACAUUCACGGUGUGACAUUAGUCGAGCACUCCAGCAUCAAACAGUGUAUCAUCUUUUUCAUCACCCGUCAUCACGAUCAUAAUCAUCGGCAUCAUCGUUAUGGCUUUCCUUCAUGCUGCUGUUGCACUAAUGAGGGCUGGUUCUUGAAGCAUCUUGAGAGGGUUGAUCCGAUUCCCGCCUUUCAGGUAUUUGGAUGUGCGAUUCGCUGAAUCUACUUUAGCCAUCAUUAAUUAUUGUGCCGGGUUUGAAAGCGCUAACGAGGUUAAGGAACUCUUAAUGGUCAUUUUUGGGUAGUUAAAGACAUCAGGUGGACUCUACUCUCAUGACCCCACUGAUCAGCUGUUUCUUCAUGCUGGCCUUCUGUUUCCGUGUGCAUGAACAACACCUGAAACCAGCUGCACCGUCGCUCAAUGAUACAGGCACAUCUGUUUUUACAUGCCAUCCAGCGUCGGGUCGUGUCAACAAAGGACUUUUCAUGAUCACAUUUAAUGUCCAGAGUUUGCCCAGAACCGUUAUGAAGCUCGGGUUUCCCGCUUUACAAGGACUGCUGUGACUUUGCUGUCCAUGUCCUUACGUGACCCUCGCUUAGUACACCAGUGGGCAGCAGUUUUCAUAUCUUGUGAUUGGUUUGCAGCAGUAUAUUUGCGGCACACUUGGGCAGGGUCAGGGUUCUGCAAAGACCUUUGUUUACACGGCACCUUUAAUGUGCGCUUGAGUAAUAACAAAAAGUAAGUCGCAGUCUGUGUAAAUAUACUAUUUACAUGCUGGUUUAGUCUGGACUAAACUUUUUCUUUUUCUGGGCUUUUACUGUGUGGUCAUAAAAAUAACUGGACUUUCAACCCUCUGCAACGGGUUGGCUGUCAAUGAUUUGACUUUCCCCUUAAAGUGGCUAUUGAUCAAUAUUUUUACUAAAUACAAUGUAUCAAAAGACAAUGUGAAAACCAAUAGAUAAUUAUCAGCUCAAUGGAACUGCAUCGUGUUCAUUGUUUUGCUCGGCUGUUUUGGCUUUUACUCACUGCUCUCACAGCGUCCCUCUUUGGCAGACAUUUUUAGUGGAAAAGCUUUCAAAAACAGACAAACAUGUUGGAGCAUUUAGCGGCUAAAGACCCAGAUAUUUUCCCUCCUGCAGGUGGGGGAGACCAAAGAGGGCUAAAAGAGAGCGAAGUCACAAAUGGCGUUAACCUGAAACAUGACGAUAACUUUUGUUGUUUGCUCGUAACCUUUGAAAUACCAAGAUGCUUUGAGUGACAAAGCUCCUGCGGACCUUGUCAGCCACCCACUCCCACCACCCCACCCCUCCCACCACCACCACCACACCCCGCUACGGCUUCUCCAAGCUGACUGGAGGCCCGGAGAUGUACAGAAAGACCGUUCUGUCAAUGGAGAAGCUCUGACCCAAAUAAUAAAUGGUUUUGACCACAUGUGUUUCAAAAGCUUUAAUAUUUAAUCACAGAAUGUCAAGCUGAAUCACGUCUUUCCAUCUGUAGUUCUCUGUGAAUCCAGUCCACCAGUGGUGUUGUCAGUUGACAGAAAUGGACUCGCUGUGUGGCUCUGGCUGUGAGUUGUGGUCACGGGACCAUGCCACUGUCUGUUAGAGUAAAGCACUGAUGCAAAUAAACUAUUGAAGAGAUGGAUCUAUAUCUAAUGUUAUAAUUUAUCCCUGCUCUGACUGCCUAUUUUGGUACGAAAAAAUGAAUAAAAGUCUUUCGAGAUUUAUUGAAAGUC